AUGGCAGCUCUUGCCAUGCUCCUGCUGGCACUGUCACUGCUGAUGGGACCCUUCGGCGGCUGCGCCCUCAGUGGUAAUGCUAGCCAGAGCCUCGACUACACCAUCAGCCCUCGGGGCGAGAACCUUGCCCGUGGAGACCCAAGAAAAGACCCCUCCGACAUGCACUGGAUCAGCAAAUGGGGUGCUAUUGGUGACAGUUUUACUGCUGGGAUUGGAGCUGGUCGGCUGUGGGAUACGAGCCCUGAAGUUCGCAAAUGUUCUCGAUACGAUCAAUCGUAUGUCGUAAUGCUCGAGCGUGCCCUUGGAGUAUCCGCACUCAAAUUUCAAUGGCUGGCCUGCAGUGGUGCCAAGUCAAAAGAAAUCCUUGAGCAAGCGAAGAAACUGGACACUGAUAUGGAUUUGGUGGUUCUGACCGCGGGAGGGAACGACCUCUGCUUGAUUGAUGUUCUGAAAGACUGCAUCUUUCUGGCUUACAAUAAGAAGAGUUGUGAUUCAGCUAUCGAGAGAGCAAAACUCAACGCAGAAUACGUUCUAGAGCCAGCCCUCGAAUCGAUCCUCGUUGAACUUGAAAAGCACAUGAAACCAAACACCGGCAUUGUGGUCUUCGUCAGCUACGCUCAGUUCUUCCAUGACAUCGAAACUGCAUCAGAUGACUGCGCAAAAUAUAACAACUGGGCUUUCCCGGCUAUUGGGGGUCCGUUUAACAGUUUGCCGGUGGACUUAAAGAGACGAAAAGAAUAUAAUGAAUUGGUCCGGAUCACUAAUGCCGGAAUUGAGAGAUCCAUCGACAAGAUGAGAGAGAGGGGUGUAAAGUACAGGCUACGCUUUGCAAAUUGGGACGACUGGGCCUCUGAUGAACGGGUUGCUGGGCAGUUUUGCUGGCCUGGGUCUACCGGGGAAUACCCCGACCCUGAACAGCCUAAUUUGCAGUUCUUCAAGCCAGACACGAAAAGGAAAUCUUUGCAUGAUGAGGUCAAAAAGAGGAAUACAGCUGUGGAUAAAGGUCAACUGGAGCCUGAGGUCAGCCAUGGGGUCAAUGGAAGCCUUGAUAAUAGCCCGAACCCUGCGGCGGAAGCCAUACACAUGCUCAACGGUGGGGGCCCAGAUCCUAGGGAUGACCACGGCUGCACGGCAUUUCUCGACAAGCGCUCCUGGGGAUCUGAACUCCCAAAUCGAUGGGGCAAGUGGUUUCACCCUAAUGAGAGAGGCCACCUCACGAUUGCAUCGUUCGUUCUCAACGAAGUCAUCUCAGCACGGGCAUCAAUCUUGGAGGUGGAAAACCCACUUUGCAAGGAUGAGGACCGCGACCACUUUCAUUGCAGGGGGAACAAGGGCGACACUCUCAGUCAUUAUGUCCAAAGCCACCUGGCGGAUAAGACCUACCAGACAUACUGUAACGAAGUACAACCGCCCGAACACGCGAACUGGCAGGACGAGCGCGUUUUCUACAAGGGUACCCCGGAAGAGCACAAGUACUCUAUAAGCCUCACAAAGGGAGCUACGCAGUUCAGCAAACAAGAAUGCCUCAACAGCUUCAUGCGAAUUAUUCACGGAUGUGACAUAUAUCGUCCGGAAAACCCCCUAAAUCUCAAGCACGGGGGAAGUUGGAAAAAGGGGAGAUACACAUAUGAACUGAAGAUAGGUCACAUAAGGCGCCCCUGGCCGGUUGCAAGACCUGAAGGCUCAUGCGAGGGAUGGUAUAAAAUAGUUUUUGCAAGAUAUACUAUUAGGGGGAGAUUGUGGGCUAGUCUUGAUCAUGGGCAAGAACUCCGCAAUAGUGCGAAAAAAUGUGUUGGAGGUGGUCUGACAUCUUGGAGUUUCAAAUACUUCGACAGACCCGGUAGGAACGAUAUGGAGUGGGAAGCGCAAUUUUCAACGCCUAUUUGGGUGCAGAAAAGGUGUUUCGAGAAUAGCAAGGUCUUCCUCGACAUUGGGGGACCGAGGAUGGGAUGUCAAGGUAAUGACAAUCCAUGGCCUUUCAACUCGUAG
Molecule: messenger RNA, 1989 nt
Organism: Aspergillus pseudotamarii
Lineage: Eukaryota; Fungi; Ascomycota; Eurotiomycetes; Eurotiales; Aspergillaceae
Product: SGNH/GDSL hydrolase family protein
Exons: 2
Coding region: 1-1989 (662 amino acids)
Biological process (GO): triglyceride catabolic process
Molecular function (GO): triacylglycerol lipase activity
Source: RefSeq, a predicted model, not a curated record